Messenger RNA from Tuber melanosporum (Perigord truffle), 1138 nucleotides. RefSeq lists its product as uncharacterized. Gene Ontology annotation, biological process: purine nucleoside catabolic process. Bases 1 to 1026 code for a protein of 341 amino acids. Gene Ontology annotation, molecular function: purine nucleosidase activity. Lineage: Eukaryota; Fungi; Ascomycota; Pezizomycetes; Pezizales; Tuberaceae. Gene Ontology annotation, cellular component: cytosol. The transcript is spliced from 5 exons. The record is from RefSeq and is a predicted model, not a curated record.
AUGGCAGCUACCAAGACCCGUAUCUGGCUCGAUUGCGACCCUGGUCACGAUGUAUCCGAACACCCCAAUCUCGAACUCGUUGGUAUAUCUACUGUCCAUGGAAAUUCCUCGAUGGAUAACGUAACUUCCAAUGCACUCUCGCUACUCACCGCAAUCGGAAAGACAGAUGUCCCAGUGUACGCCGGAUCCCGCAAACCUUUCAUGCGCCCUGCCGUCCACGCUCCCGAUAUCCAUGGAGACUCUGGUAUCGAUGGUACCACCUUGCUGCCCGAAUCAAAGGUCGCUAUGAAAUCAGGAAAUACCAUUCUAGCCAUAUACGAGGCUAUCAUGAAAACGCCGUUUCAGACUUGUGCGGUCGUAGCCACCGGAACUCUGACCAACGUUGCGCUAUUGUUCGCCGCUUUUCCAGACGUAGUGGGACAUAUCCGAUGUGUUUCCAUCAUGGGAGGAGCUUUUGGUGGAAGAGAGGACGCGAGGGGAAACAUUACCAAGUGGGCAGAAUUCAAUAUCUAUUGCGAUCCCGAGUCUGCCCGAUCGAUAUUCUCCAACCCGGAGCUUUCCGGCCGGAUAACACUAGUUCCUCUAGACUUGACACAUACGGUCCUCGCGACCUCUGAUGUCCUAACCGCGCUUAUGACGACAUCUCAUCCCACCACCAAACUCCGCAAGAUGCUUCACGACCUUCUCACUUUCUUCUCGAAGACGUAUGCCGAGGUUUUCAACAUCACCGCCGGCCCUCCACUUCACGAUCCUCUGGCCGUCGCGGCCACCAUCCCCGGCAAUGAGAUUGAGUGGGAUAUGGAGGAGGUUCAAGUUGAGGUUGUCUGCCAUGGUGAACAAAUUGGGCAGACAAUCAAGACUCCAAGGGACCAAGCCCAUGGGGGAGUCAGAGGAGAGGAACUAGGCAAAGGAGGUGCAGAGCCGGUGACUUGGGUUAAGGUCCCUCGAAGCGUUGCUGUUGACAGUUUCUGGAAGGUUAUGAUGUCAUGCGUCGAGAAGGCCGACGGGAGAUAUAAUUGGGAAUAGUGGUAUCCUGUACAUAACAGAUAACUUUUGCCUGCUGUGCUGAGCUGACUUAUGAUCAAAAAUUAAAGAGAAACGUUAACGUCUCUACAAGAGUUUAUUUUUGGAGGAAAAA